UUUUCUCUAUGGUGCAACCCAGCCUAACCAUUAGUGGCAAAAUUAACCAAUUAGUUAUUUUAACUACGAAUCAAAAAACUGGGCUUUAGUGUAACACCGGCUUUACAAAUUGUUAAUUUUAUUAAAACAUUAUUUUGCUUUGAUACAAUACAAGCUUAUUAUUUAUUAAAUAAAUAAAAUAUGAAAGACUUGCUAGUAUUGUUGUUACUAGUAUUUAUAGGGAGGUUCGUAAUAUCAGUCAAUUAGCGUUUUCUUUUCCUAAUUAUAGAAAAGUAAAAAUGAAUAAUACAUUAAUAAUUGUAUUCCUCGUCGGUUUGAUGAGCUUCUGCUUCGUUGCGCCUGUUCCCAUACCCCAAACUCCCGGAACUCCCGGCACACCCGGGACCCCCGCCACAUCCGAGACCGCCGACACACCUGGCAGUCCCGGCAGUCCCGGCCCACCCGGGACUCGCGGCACUGACAGCCCAUACGGGCCUCUCCCCGGUCCCGCCGAACCCGGGGUACUCAGCAGUCCCAGCACACCCGGGAUACCAUCUGGUCUUCUAAGCGGAUUAGCUGCUGUUCUUCAGGAAGUACUCUAAUAAUUGCAAGACAGAGAUCCUUAAUUUGUAUCUUUGAAAUUAAAUUAUAGGUACU
Ostrinia furnacalis (Asian corn borer) is the source of this 636-nucleotide messenger RNA. Its product is annotated as cuticle collagen 1-like. The record is from RefSeq and is a predicted model, not a curated record. Bases 279 to 581 code for a protein of 100 amino acids. NCBI's taxonomy places the organism in Eukaryota, Metazoa, Arthropoda, Insecta, Lepidoptera, Crambidae. The transcript is spliced from 2 exons.